Molecule: messenger RNA, 4722 nt
Organism: Nannospalax galili (Upper Galilee mountains blind mole rat)
Lineage: Eukaryota; Metazoa; Chordata; Mammalia; Rodentia; Spalacidae
Gene: Sufu
Product: SUFU negative regulator of hedgehog signaling
Exons: 12
Coding region: 203-1660 (485 amino acids)
Cellular component (GO): nucleus; cytoplasm
Molecular function (GO): transcription factor binding
Source: RefSeq, a predicted model, not a curated record
CCCCGCGGUCCCGCUGCACCCUCUGGCUGACUCCGCCGCGGCGUCGGCUCCGUCGGACAGAGCCGGGUGCGCAGGCGCGGACCUAGACCUCGCUGCAGCCCCCUCAUAGCCUCGGGGGGUCGCACCCACAGUCCGUCCGCUGGCCCAUCGGUGCACUUUCCUCCUCUACCCUCCCGGGUGCCCCUGCGCCCUACGCGCCGGGAUGGCGGAGCUGCGGCCUAGCGUCGCCCCCGGCCCCGCCGCGCCCCCGGCCCCUGCUCCCAGUGCCCCUCCGGCCUUUGCCUCACUCUUUCCCCCGGGUCUGCACGCCAUCUACGGAGAGUGCCGCCGCCUCUAUCCCGACCAGCCGAACCCGCUCCAGGUUACCGCUAUCGUCAAGUACUGGUUGGGCGGUCCAGACCCCUUGGAUUAUGUUAGCAUGUAUAGGAAUGUGGGAAGUCCUUCUGCCAACAUCCCUGAGCACUGGCACUACAUCAGCUUCGGCCUGAGUGAUCUCUAUGGUGACAGCAGAGUUCAUGAGUUUACCGGAACAGAUGGACCUAGUGGUUUUGGCUUUGAGUUGACAUUUCGUCUGAAGAGAGAAACUGGGGAGUCGGCCCCCCCCACAUGGCCAGCAGAGCUGAUGCAGGGCCUGGCCCGAUACGUGUUCCAGUCAGAGAACACCUUCUGUAGCGGGGACCACGUAUCUUGGCAUAGCCCUUUGGAUAACAGUGAGUCAAGAAUUCAGCACAUGCUGCUGACAGAGGACCCACAGAUGCAGCCUGUGCAGACACCCUUUGGGGUAGUUACCUUCCUCCAGAUUGUUGGUGUCUGCACUGAGGAGCUACACUCAGCCCAGCAGUGGAAUGGGCAGGGCAUCCUGGAGCUGCUGAGGACGGUGCCUGUUGCUGGCGGCCCCUGGCUGAUAACUGACAUGCGGAGGGGAGAAACCAUAUUUGAGAUCGAUCCACACCUGCAACAGGAGAGGGUUGACAAAGGCAUUGAGACAGACGGCUCCAACUUGAGUGGUGUUAGUGCCAAGUGUGCCUGGGAUGACCUAAGCCGGCCUCCUGAAGACGAUGAGGAUAGCCGGAGCAUCUGCAUUGGCACACAGCCCCGGAGGCUCUCUGGCAAAGACACAGAGCAGAUCCGGGAGACUCUGAGGAGAGGACUCGAGAUCAACAGCAAGCCUGUUCUUCCACCAAUCAACCCUCAGCGGCAGAAUGGCCUCACCCAUGACCGGACCCCGAGCCGCAAAGACAGCCUGGAAAGCGACAGCUCCACAGCCAUUAUUCCCCAUGAGCUGAUCCGCACACGGCAACUCGAGAGUGUGCAUCUGAAGUUUAACCAGGAGUCAGGAGCCCUCAUUCCUCUCUGCCUAAGGGGCAGGCUCCUACAUGGACGGCACUUUACCUAUAAGAGUAUCACGGGUGACAUGGCCAUCACUUUUGUCUCCACGGGAGUAGAAGGUGCCUUUGCAACUGAAGAACAUCCUUAUGCGGCUCAUGGACCCUGGUUACAAAUACUGUUAACCGAAGAGUUUGUAGAGAAAAUGUUGGAGGACUUAGAAGAUCUGACUUCUCCAGAGGAAUUCAAACUUCCCAAAGAGUACAGCUGGCCUGAAAAGAAGCUCAAAGUCUCCAUCCUCCCUGAUGUGGUAUUCGACAGUCCACUGCACUAGCCUGGGCUGGGCCCUGCAGGGGCCAAAAGGAGCCCAGCUGCUCCCAGUGACUUCCAGUGCAACAGCUGUGUAAAGGAGAUUCCUACAAAUAAAAGGACAAGUGUGAGGAUGACUACAGAGUGCCACACCCUGGCCCUAUGGAAUGCCACGUACAGACCUCACCUCAACUCCAGCCCAGGGGCCUUGCUUCUAGCUGGCUGAGCCCAUAUGAUCAGGCCCUGUAUCCUACAGGGCCAGUGAGUCUGUGAGGUGGCACCUGCAAACCGUCCCCUCCUGUUGUGUCACAGGUUCUGGUUGAGGAUUGAAUGAUAUGCUCCUGGGAAGAGACAGGCCUCAGCCUCACCCACCCCAACAAUGCAGCCCAGUGUGCAGAGCGUACCUGUGGAUGUGCUGCCCAGCUCAACCCUAACAAGCCUUUGCUGCACCAGCCAUGGAACAAUUCCUCCCGUCAUGAUUGCUUUACUCCUUCCUUAUGGCGUAGGAACCAGAUGAUAUUUUUAUUGCUUGGCAAAGAUGGUCCAGAAGCCAUGUAUAUAAUGAUUUUUAAACAGAACUUUAUUCCUAGAUGAACUUUAUCAUUCUCUUAGACAGGGGUCUGGGGACUGUCUCCCCUGCAUCCUCUGCCAGAAAAUGUGCCUGGUGCUGCCUGCCAGCUCUGUACCCUGGUAGAACCUGAGGCAUGGGAGAGCCAACACACUCUCCAUGCAGCCUUGCGUCCAGUUUCACUAUGGCCAGGAAGGCGUGCCACUGUCUUCGAAGUAAACUGGGCUUCUCCAAGGUUCUGGUGACUUUAGGGACUUAAGGAUAUGGUGGUCCAGACUUGUCUUCCAGCUCUUUUCCACCCCGCCAGUCCUGCCAAGGAGAGGGCCAAGCCGACUGCCUCCCAGACCAUUCCCCAUCUUGCCACUUAGGGCCUGGGCCUCCAGCUCUUUGAUUACCCCAUUCCCUUUCCUCAUCUCCUGGCUUCCCAGCCCCCCCAGAAUGCAGGAUUCUAGCUUAUUAAAAACUGAAAAAUCAACCUCUCAACAUCUCUUUCACUCCAGUUUUGCUGACACCGCUCUCUGCUGCCUUUGGCCUCCCCAUAUCCAUUCUCUACUCAUCUUUCACCCAUGUUUCUUUUCCUGCAGCCUGACCCCUUGUGGGCCUCAGCCUCUCACCCCCAGUACUGUAGAUCUGUCGGCCUUCUAGAAGCCAGUCUGUCUCUGGUCAUAAUAAUUUGGGGGCUGCUCUUGAGGAAUCUCCCACUUGUGACCUGGAGUCAGCAAGCCUCAUUCCUGCACUCCUGCCUCCCACUCUAGGGACUUUUGUUCAUCUUUUAGGUUUAAUCCUCUCCAUAGCAAAGUCACUUUGUUAGGGACCUUGCAAGGGUUCUGCUCCGUCUUCCUCCACCACCCACACAGGUACCACCAGAGUACUCCAGGAGGUGAACAGCCCCCGGAAGAGAGAUCUAGCUAAAGAACUGCCUCCAGGGUCAUGGCUGGGCUCUCUAGGGAGCAGAACUUGGGCCUCCAAGGAAUGACUGGCCUGGCCCUUUCUACAUACCUCAGGGCUAUCUCUUUAACUUCAAGCUCAGCACUUCAAGGCAGAUCCACCUGGAGCAUCUGGGAGAAGCUGGCUGCAGGCUCCCAUCAGCCAGAUACAAGCCUCUCUGGAGCGGAUACCAUGCUGCUCUGGGACUUUUCCACAAGGACAUGCCCUGGCCAACACCCACCACAGCAGCUCUGCCUUUGAAGUUCUUGUCUUCUGAAAUUUUAUGGCCAAUUUAUGCUAUCAGUUUGCUCCCGUUCCUCACCAUCUUGACCAGUGUUUCACCCCCAAUUCUCUCUUCCUGGAGACCUGCCUAAGGCCCUCCUGCCGUAUUGUGCCAUACCUCCAUUUGCUUGUUUAGGGGUAAGGAUACAUGUUCUGAGCUGAGUUUUGCCCUCAGUAUGAGAGGCACCUGGUCAACAGGUGCCCCACAAACCGUAAGGUUUUAGCAGACUGAUGGUUGGUGCCACCUGUUUGGUGGCCCCAUUUUUGGAGAGCCAGGGAAGAAGCAGUAAGCUGCAGAUGAGAAGCCCAGAAGGCCUGGGGUCUCUUCCUCCCUUCACCCUGUCAGGAACCUCAUCACUCUUCACCAUCUAAGAUCCUGCUGGGACCAGGACCUGUCAUUUCCCACAGUGCAUAUUUCUCCUGUCUCUGCCAGCUCUAACCAUGCCUCCUAUAUCAGGGAGGAGAUCUGCCAUUAAGCUGCUGGCUAGUAAGGGUCCCUGACUUAUGAUCAAACCAGGCUGACCUUGUUCUGGCACAUGAUGGGUACUCAGUAAAAGGACACUUUCUUUCCCUACUUACAACCUCAUGGGUGGGACGUAGGAAGCCUUCCUCCCUGUCUUCUGCAGGCUUCCUCCAGGCUUUUUCCAUUCUAGUCCUACUCUGACCUUUCAGGUUUCCUAGACCUAGAGCUUCUGAAAAGAAAGGACCCCACUAUUGCUGUGUUCCUACUGUCUAGAGCUGCCCAGGUCCAAUGUGGGUUGCCAGAGGUGGCAAUGCCAGCUAUCAUUCUGUGGGGGCAGGGAAGCCAUGCUCUUCCUCUUCCAAAUGUGAGAUACUGCCAGAGGGCCUGGGGAGCCCUUAGGAGAGUGUAAAAGGGCUAGAACAUUAUAAAAUCCCGAUCCUGAGUCUUGGGACUAAAUUUUGAGAUUGAGUUGAAAGCAGGGAGAAAACCUGAAGGUUGGUGCCCCUAUGGGGCAGAUCAGCAGAUAAGUCUCUGAAAUGUAUUUUUUUACCUGGUCUUCCCUCUCUGGCCUUUAUGACCUUGGUGCCAAGUGAGGUGCCUGGAUCCCUGUUACAAGUCAGGAGCCCUGUAGGGAGACGCCAUUCUUUUGUACAAAUAUCUGAAUAUUGCAGUGAGCAGACUUUUGUACAUUUUUAUAUUAGUUUUUAAUGUCAGUGGAGACUCGGUUCCUUGAGCUACAGCUGGUUCAGGACUUUUGUAAGAAUUUUUGAGUGACUCACUUAGAUGUUCCUUCUUGCCCCCCCUUCCUUUGUGUAAUCUAAGUGCAUUAAACAUAUCUGCAGAAGUG